UACCACACAAAUACAAUGACGCAACACACAGAUAUCUCUCAAUCCAUCUUAUUAUAUCUAUACACCAAGAAAGAGAAACAGUUGUUCACUCUCUGCCCCACACUCGAAAUUUCGCUUCAAUUCAGAUAAGGACUUGACACUGCCAAGAGGUAUACUACAGUACAUAAAUAAAUUUCGAGUUUGUGGAGCUGAAAUUGGUUGCUGGCUGUCAAAGAUUGGAUUUUUCAGUGAUACAUUUGAUGGGUUUCGGUUGUUCUUGCUAAAGGGUUGUGGCUCUGCUCUGAAGAUUGCUUGGUGUUGAAGAGUGUGUUGGGGAUUGAAUAUGGGUUUUGACUGUCAUCUGUAAAUGCAGAACUGAGAUUCAUGUUCAUCCAUUCUGGAUUGUGAGUGUGGUCUCAAAUUCAAGUGCAUUUUAAAGCACCAUGAUCUUCAUAUUCAAGCUAAUAGCUUUGCUAAUUUGGGUGUUGUGGCAAUCAGGUGAUCUUUGGUACAAGAAGGGUAGAUUCUCGUUUAGGUUUUUUCUCUUGAGGUUUGGCAACUCAUUGAAUUAGAUUCUGCAUUGUUUGAGUUGUUCUCGAGAACAAAGUAGAUGUAUGGAUCCGAGGGAAGCUAUGACGUCACCUGGAACAGCUUCCUAUUAUAUGCCGAGAGGGAUGACUGGGUCCGUGGCUAGUGUACAGGGAACGACAAGCAUGCAUCCCUUGUUAACUGGUGCUGGUGUUCCCUUUCAAUCGAGUAGUGGCAACAGUUCGGUUGGGCAAACGUUAGUUGUAGAUCCUUCGUCAACAGCUUUGCCACAGAGCGAGCCUCCUUUACGCAGAAAAAGGGGAAGGCCCCGGAAAUAUGGAGUUGAUAGCAGCAAAGUUUCAUUAGCAUUGACUCCUCCAUCUGCUCCUGCUGCCAGAUUAACGCCAUCUCAAAAGAGGGGCCGAGGAAGGCCACCUGGAACUGGUCGAAAGCAACAACUAGCUUCACUUGGUGGAUGGAUGUCUCAUUCUGCUGGAAGUGGCUUCACUCCACACAUCAUCACUGUGGCGGUAGGAGAAGACAUCACAACAAAGAUAAUGUCUUUUUUGCAACAAGGCCCUAAAGCUGUAUGCAUCUUGUCAGCUAAUGGUGCUGUCACCACUGUAACCCUUCGUCAGCCAUCGACUUCGGGUGGCACUGUCACAUACGAGAAAUCAAACUUGAGUGCAUCUUGUCCUUUACAGGGGCAGUUUGAAAUAUUAUCUCUCUCGGGCUCCUACUUGCUGAGUAAUAAUAGCAGCGGUCCUCAGGGCCUAAGAACUGGUAGUCUUAGCAUUUGUCUUGCUAGUCCAGAUGGUCGUGUCAUAGGAGGUGGAGUCGGGGGAGUUCUCAUAGCAGCCAGUCCUGUUCAGGUAAUAUUGGGGAGCUUCAUAUGUGUUGGCUCCAAGGCGGCAAAGAGCAAACCCCCGGUGAGUAUAGAAGGUGCAGCAGCACAUUUAAACCGCCAGAGUUUUGACAAUUCUGUAACUCCAUCCGAUAUGCAACAGAACCAGAAUCUGAACUGGCCUCUGCAAUGAGUGUCUGGACAGGUUCAGGUCAGCCAGAUAUACAAAGUUUCCAUAUUGACAUUGAUUUGACGCGAGGAUUACAGCUUCUUCCAACAGUAGAAUAUGAAGUGUAUAUAUAUAUGUAUGUAUGGUGUGAAGGCCAACUUGGUGUAAGGCUAUAACUGUCUUCUAAACUUGAACUUUUUGACACAUGACAUAUAAUGUUGGUCUGAAGUGAAGAAUAUAAUGUUUUGCACUGCUGUGAA
Molecule: messenger RNA, 1780 nt
Organism: Ipomoea nil (Japanese morning glory)
Lineage: Eukaryota; Viridiplantae; Streptophyta; Magnoliopsida; Solanales; Convolvulaceae
Product: AT-hook motif nuclear-localized protein 9-like
Exons: 7
Coding region: 594-1544 (316 amino acids)
Molecular function (GO): minor groove of adenine-thymine-rich DNA binding
Source: RefSeq, a predicted model, not a curated record